UCAGGAAACUCGAAAAAAAGUUGGUGACAGUUGGUAAAACGGAUUUUUUAAAGGGGUUAAAGAGAUUGAUCACCUCGGAGAACGCCUGAUUAGCGGUACUCCCCCAUUCUAUUAUUAAGUGGAUACAAUAUCUGCAAGUUCGUAUAUGUGUGAUGUCGCACAAUUUUCAUUUAGUUUCCUGUACGAUUUGGCGGUUUUGUUCGAAUUGAAUAUAGGUGCAAUAAGAUGUUUGAAUACUAGUGAUUUUCAUUCAAUCAACAAUAACUUUACUCCCGUAGUAGACGACCAUACCCCGCAAACUGACUACUAGGACGAGUUUAUUAAAAAAUUCUAGGAUGAAGAAUGCCACAUCU
This is a messenger RNA of Yamadazyma tenuis ATCC 10573, 353 nucleotides long. Lineage: Eukaryota; Fungi; Ascomycota; Pichiomycetes; Serinales; Debaryomycetaceae. The record is from RefSeq and is a predicted model, not a curated record.